Triticum urartu is the source of this 2110-nucleotide messenger RNA. The record is from RefSeq and is a predicted model, not a curated record. Lineage: Eukaryota; Viridiplantae; Streptophyta; Magnoliopsida; Poales; Poaceae.
CUUUCUGGGCGAUUCAUCUCUGUGCCGCCCCUCUGGUUUCUUGAUUGGUGAUUCAGCGGCUCGCAGCUUGCUUCCAGUGAUCCAUGCUUCCCGGGGAGAAGUGAAGGUAGCUAGGAUCUACGCAACUCUGACAGUUCUUGACUGCUGGCUGCAGGCUGCCGGAGGCCGGGGGAGACCGGGAUCCGCCGAGGUGGCGACCGGCAUGGGGCUCGAUUUGGGAGCCCUCGCUCUCAAGUACACCGGGCUGGCGGUGUCGGACCACGACUCCAUCGUCGCCAUCAACAUCUUCAUCGCGCUGCUCUGCGGCUGCAUUGUCUUCGGCCACCUGCUCGAGGGGAACCGCUGGGUCAAUGAGUCCACCACCGCGCUUGUCCUGGGCCUCAUCACCGGUGGUGUCAUUCUGAUCUGCACCAAAGGGGUGAACUCGCGCAUCCUUAUCUUCAGCGAGGAUAUUUUCUUCAUCUACUUGCUCCCGCCCAUCAUUUUUAACGCCGGGUUUCAAGUAAAGAAAAAGCAAUUCUUCCGCAACUUUGCGACAAUUAUUUUAUUUGGUGCUGCUGGAACACUGAUAUCCUUUGUAAUAAUCACGUUCGGUGCUAUGGGAUUGUUCAGCAAACUUGAUGUUGGUCCACUCGAGCUUGGGGACUAUCUUGCAAUUGGGGCUAUCUUCUCAGCAACAGAUUCUGUUUGCACCUUACAGGUGCUUAACCAGGAUGAAGCACCCCUACUGUAUAGUCUAGUUUUUGGUGAAGGUGUUGUUAAUGAUGCUACAUCAGUUGUGCUCUUCAAUGCAAUUCAAAACAUUGAUAUUAAUCAUUUUGAUGUCUUCGUUCUACUACAAUUCAUCGGAAAAUUCCUCUACCUAUUCUUCACCAGCACCGUUCUUGGAGUAGCUGCUGGGUUGCUUAGUGCAUACAUUAUUAAGAAACUUUGUUUUGCAAGACACUCAACUGACAGAGAAGUUGCUAUCAUGAUACUCAUGGCAUACCUUUCGUAUAUGCUGUCAAUGCUGCUGGAUCUGAGUGGCAUUCUAACCGUGUUCUUCUGUGGAAUAGUAAUGUCACAUUACACUUGGCAUAAUGUCACAGAAAGCUCAAGGGUUACUACCAAGCAUACUUUUGCAACUUUAUCAUUCAUUGCUGAGAUUUUUCUUUUUCUCUAUGUCGGGAUGGAUGCAUUGGACAUUGAUAAAUGGAAAUUAGCUAGUAGCAGUCCUAAGAAACCAAUUGCUUUAAGCGCUGUUAUAUUGGGUUUGGUUAUGGUUGGAAGAGCAGCAUUCGUAUUCCCUUUAUCUUUUCUAUCGAACUUAAGUAAAAAAGAGUCACAUCCAAAGAUUUCCUUCAACCAACAGGUUAUCAUAUGGUGGGCAGGUCUCAUGAGAGGAGCAGUUUCAAUUGCACUUGCUUAUAACAAGUUUACAACAUCUGGUCAUACUGCUGUGCGAGUUAAUGCUGUCAUGAUCACCAGCACAAUCAUUGUUGUUCUGUUCAGCACAAUGGUUUUCGGCUUGCUGACUAAGCCUCUGAUUAAUCUCCUCAUCCCACCAAGACCUGGCACCGCAGCUGAUAUCUCAAGCCAGUCAUUCCUAGACCCACUUACGGCGAGCUUGUUGGGGUCGGACUUCGAUGUAGGCCAGCUCACCCCCCAAACAAACCUUCAGUAUCUUCUCACCAUGCCAACUCGCUCGGUUCAUCGUGUAUGGCGCAAGUUCGAUGAUAAGUUCAUGCGCCCAAUGUUUGGGGGAAGAGGCUUCGUCCCAUUUGUGCCUGGUUCACCCAUAGAGAGGAGCGUCCAUGGGCCUGGCUUGUUGGGCACUGUGACGGAGGCAGAAGACCGUAGUUAAGUCGAAACCCAGAAGGUGCAAGUGUAUUUCUUGUAAAUGCUCAGAUAUCACUCAGUUUUGCUCUUGGGAUUCUUUCGGUGUAUUAUCGCUAUUUGUUGGUGUAUAUUGUGCAGAUAAUUUCUACAGGACCAUGUACGCUGUGUAGAGUUUUGGGAGCCAUUCAAGAUGUACAAUUAAUCUGUAAAUUAAUUUCGUUCGUGUUCAGACAGAACAAUCAGAUGCUGGAUAUUAGCAUUCAUGUAUAAAAGGAACUCAGGUGGAUAACUA